Heterobasidion irregulare TC 32-1 is the source of this 807-nucleotide messenger RNA. RefSeq lists its product as uncharacterized. The record is from RefSeq and is a predicted model, not a curated record. NCBI's taxonomy places the organism in Eukaryota, Fungi, Basidiomycota, Agaricomycetes, Russulales, Bondarzewiaceae. Bases 1 to 807 code for a protein of 268 amino acids. Gene Ontology annotation, biological process: carbohydrate metabolic process. The transcript has 9 exons.
AUGUCGACUCCUGGUUCGAGCGUUGCUGAUGAACUCCCGAGGCUGAAGGCAACGGUCAGCCUCGACUUCGACGAGGGAAUUAAUGCCGAGGAUCUGUCCACCAUCAUCAAGUCCCUCGACUUCAUCAAUGUCGCCUGCCGACACCAAACUCGAAGUAAUAUUGUACUCAUAGACCACAUAUUCCGCCUCGCCUCUCAAAAUAAGGUCAAAGUCGGCGCGUGCCCCUCCCUCUCGAAUGACCAGAUGCAAGGGAUCUCACCCGGAAGUAUAUUUUGUACUCCGGAGCGGCUCAAGGCCUUCUUCAAUUUCUUGAUUGGAGCGCUCCAUGGAAUUUCUUUGGAACACAAGCACCCAUUGUCUCACAUCAAAUCCCAGGGAGCGAUCUACGUUGAAACUGCCCGCAAUCCGAAGCUCGCAGACGCCGCUGUCUCCGCCGUACCUUUAUUCUCGCCAAUUGCGACCUUUGUGGGCCUGCCUAGUACAGAGCAUCAGCGCGCGACACAAACGGCUCAGGUGACGUUUCUUCCUGAGUGGCAUGUUGACCUGAAAUACGAUAAAGAUGGUAUUCCCAUCAUCCUUAACGAGCAGGGCUCCGUGACAGACGAAGAGGUAAAACAACGCGUCAACGAUCUCCUCAAUAGUCGCUUGAUCAGUGUAGACCCCGAGGUCAAGCUUCCUGACGACGUUACAGAGGUAUCGAUCAACGUGAACAGCAGCACACCCGAGGCGAUUAGAAUUGUGCGCAUGGUCAGAGAACUUGUUGAGACAUGGAAUUCUGGCUCCGGCAACGACGCGAGGGACGUGUAA